AUGGUUUUCCAACAGUGUCGCCUCGGACACUCCUGGAUCUCGGGACACCCUCACAGUCUCCUCUACAAACCCGCCACGGCUGCCAACCAAGCGUCGUCCAAGGGCGCGACAGGGUCCUGUGGCAGUAGCGGGAACAGCAUCAAUACAGGUGCCGGACAACCAAGCGGCAGUUCCAGCUACAAUCACAACAACAGUGGCAGCAGCACGUUCCUGGAUUUUGCGGGCAAUAGCCGGUACCAGGCGUACACUCUUGCCCGGUUCUCGACCCUCUCGGUGGCAUCUUCCUCGGCUUCAUCCUCUUCAUUUUCUUCUUCAUCUUCGUCGCCGUCUUCGGGUCAAGCUGGUUCCUCAGGGUCUCAGGUUCCAGGAUCGUCCUCGAUUCGGCAAGAGCCGACAAACAACGCCUCUGACCGCCACCAUCAGGACAGAGCCCAUUCAAACCCAGCAGAUGCACAGUCACCCGAAUCAUCGUCAACAUCAACAACCUCUCCCUUGAACACCGCAUCAUCACUACCUACAUCAUUAUCAUCGGCAUCAUCCCCAACGGACAAGGUGCACGACGACACCGAGGACGCAUGGGCCGUCAACGAGAGCUAUUCAGGUCACGCGUCAUCAUCUAGUCAGCCAUCAUCAUCCGACGACAGCAAGGGCGACCCCUCAAGGAUAUCCUUCCACCAAGAUGUCACCGCCUCCAAUCCUAGAGACCCUGCGGCCAUCGAUGCCUCAUGGCGCCGCACAUCCGAUUCUAUCCCUUCGACUCCUUUCUCAAGCAACUCUGUCCUGUCUCCUUCCUCGUCCUCAUCUUCGUCGUCAAGUAAAGCCGGCGGACUGGAUCUGAGCUCAAGCACACUAGUCCAACAGAUGCUGUUCAAGGAGCGGGCGCCACACGCCGAUAGUUCCGAGGGCGACAAUGGCAGGCCAAAACAGGAUCAGCAGCAGAUUUCCAAAGAAGAAACCUCACCACAAUCCUCUUCAUCUACGGCCGAUUCAACAACCGCAAGCCCCUCUCUUGCAUCCAUGCUGUUGAACCAAUCGAGCGGCGUCGCCUCUGAGUCUCGCAAGGCUAACAAGGUUGCCCAACAACAGCAAUCCAAAGCUGCGCCUGCUCAGGAGGAUGAGGAUCAUAUCUCAAAGUUGGAUAUUCGUGUUGGCAUUGUGCGUUCGGUCACAGCACACCCGGAUGCCGAGGCUUUGUAUAUUGAGCAAAUUGAUGUUGGGGACAAGGAGAAUGGUGAAGCCAUGGAGCCAAGGACGAUUGUCAGCGGCUUGGUCCGUCAUGUUCCUAAAGAAUAUCUGGAGGGCCGAGCAGUGAUCGUGGUUGGGAACAUGAAGCCAUCAAAGCUCCGAGGAGUGAUGUCCCAGGGUAUGUUGUUGUGUGCGAUGGAGCAGGACGACAAAGGGGAGGUGACCAAGGUUGGCCUGUUGGAACCAGCAGAGGGUAGUCAGGCGGGCGACAAAGUGACAUUCGAAGGGUUUACCGAUCUGGACACUAUCCCUGCGGCGGUGUUGACGCCCAAGAAGAAGUGGUUUGAGAAAUCUAGGAUUCAUUUCUCUGUGCAGGAUGGGGUGGCCUAUUACAAGGGUUCACCCUUCAGGACUGUUCAGGGACUGGUCCGUUGUAAGAGCAUCUCCAAGGGAGAUAUCUCGUAA
Messenger RNA from Linnemannia hyalina, 1650 nucleotides. The record is from the annotation of a GenBank genome assembly. NCBI's taxonomy places the organism in Eukaryota, Fungi, Mortierellomycota, Mortierellomycetes, Mortierellales, Mortierellaceae.